AUGGAUUUGUCGUCCCGCGUCCGUGACGAGAAGAAGAAGAAGCUGAAGAAGGAGAAGGAGGGCACUGACUCGACUCCACAAUUCGGACCUUUCAUCCCCACGCGCUUCUCCUUGGUCCUUCCGUUUCACCUCGUACUCCAUUUCCAGAAUGAGCAACGGCUCGUUCGAGCUCGAAGAGAUGGCCGAGGAGGAGACGGGGACACAGCGCGGAUGACGCUGAAGAUGUUCUUCCUCAUCUCGUAUUUCAUUUGUUUUGUCGUCGGCACCAUCGGAAAUAGCUUGGUAAUCGUGAUGACGUGCAACGUGCUGACGUCUGUCCAUCGAGGAGCAUACCGCAGACGGCGCUCCAUUUCGUCGACGAACCAUGUUUUUAUUUACGUUUUAGGUGGCUGGCACUUUGGGCCGAUCCUGUGCAAGCUGUACUGGUUCGGCGAGUCGGUGAAUAAGCUGCUGUCCUCCUUCCUGAUGACGGUCCUCUCCUGGGACCGUUACAUGGCCGUUUGCUCGCCCGUCAAGUCGAUGAGGAUGCGCUCGUCGGGGAUGGCGUUACUGGUGCUGAUCAUUUGUUCAAUCGUGGCGAUUGUGCUUCUACUGCCCGUCCUCAUCCAAUCGACGGUCGUCUACUACGAUAUCAAAAACAACAUCGCGCUGCCGGAGAUGCCGGAUGGACCGGAUGCGGAAAACGUAAUCGGGAAAUGCGCGUACGAGCCCGACUUUGUGUUCAUCAUCUACACGUUUCUGUUCGGUUUCGCGGUGCCGGCCGUCUUCAUCACUGGGUUCUAUGCGGCGGUGAUCCGGUCAUUGCAACGACACACCAGCCUCAUCCGGAAGUCAAGCCGCGAGAACGGGACGAGCAAACAGAACGAACACUCGGCACAUCGAGUCAAGCAGGAGUGUAGCGAAGAUAACUUUAGCUCCCCUUCUCCAGGUAACCAUGUGAAUCAUCGCCGUCAUUCUGUUCUAUUUCUUCUGCUGGACGCCGCAGUGGACGCUCAACCUGUUGCUCGAGUUCAACAUCGUCCAGGCGUCGCUAAUGACCCCGGGAUGACGGCCGUCUUUUUCGGGGCUCAUCUCCUUGUAUGCUUCAACUCGGCAGCCAAUCCGAUGCUCUAUGCGCUGAUUAACCGGGAACUGCGCACGCAGCACUCGUUGGCAAUGAACCGGAAGCGACAGUCGGUGGGCAACGCGACGCACAGCGCGCUCGACUUUGUCGCCCGGCACACACAAAAG
Mesorhabditis spiculigera is the source of this 1230-nucleotide messenger RNA. Lineage: Eukaryota; Metazoa; Nematoda; Chromadorea; Rhabditida; Rhabditidae. The record is from the annotation of a GenBank genome assembly.